AUGGCGAACCGAUGGCCCGAUAAUAACUUCAAUGAUUCCGAAGUCAGUAACGUGUUUCAGUUGGCCCAAACAUUCGAGUUACAUUGCGCCCAAGUUUAUGAGCAUGCCGCGAGCCAUCCCGAAGAUGCGGCCUCGGCCGAAUACGUGAUGCAGUUAGCAUUACAGGCUUAUCGGACAGUUCACAGCCUUCAUAUGCAAAAGCUGGAGUCAUCCUAUUGGGAUUUGAGUACCGCGACCGCGCAACUAGAGAGCAAGAUCUCAGAAUUUCACAAAGAGCGCAAGUUACCAUCCUCCGAACACAUUUCACCUCUCGACGAACAUCUCGAUACCGUUUCCCCUCCAUUGAGCGAUCAGAUCAAUGGUACCCCCGAUUCCACCCUGGGACGUGUUAUUACCAGUGAAUACGAUGACGAUGACGAUGACGACGAGAGUGACUCGGAUUGGGAAGAGUCCAAAGAGGAAUCAGAUGAUGAUUACUAUGAAUAUAACGAGGGCUCUGAUUGUGAUUCUGAGUUGGACAUCAUAAUGGAAGCAGAUGAAGUAGAUAUUGUGGAAAAUUCAGAGGCCGAGGAAUUCACGAAAAACCCUGCCCCAGAAGUUUCCAAUGGAGAAGAAAUCGAACAUUGCACCGAGGACAAAGAAGCACAAUCUCCCGUCCCAGCCCUACUAGACCAAGCAGCUAUGCAUGACAGAAUUACUGCAGCAUUACGAGCAAUGGCUAUAAAAGAAGAAACUCCCGACCGAACCCCACAAACUCAACCCGAGACUCACGCCGACGACGCAAAACUAUACACCGUUCCCACAUCCACAGACGAUGGCCACAGUGAAGCUACAACCGUGCGCCUGGAUUCGAACCCAGCGGAAUCACUUAAGACUUCGACAACGUUAGCAGGUGUGGGCGAAACCCGAACAAAUAUCGAUGUAACCCAUCUUCAUCGAAAAUUGUCAGCGCAGACCACACCCAAGGGAACCCCUCGGCGAUUGAAGACAGUCUGUUACAAGUAUAUUCGGAAGGCGAUGGUUCCUAUCCGGGGCCAAGCUCAUUAA
Messenger RNA from Penicillium malachiteum, 1047 nucleotides. RefSeq lists its product as uncharacterized. The coding region runs from base 1 to 1047 and encodes 348 amino acids. The transcript has a single exon. The record is from RefSeq and is a predicted model, not a curated record. Lineage: Eukaryota; Fungi; Ascomycota; Eurotiomycetes; Eurotiales; Aspergillaceae.